Messenger RNA from Saimiri boliviensis boliviensis (Bolivian squirrel monkey), 2769 nucleotides. It is a transcript of the gene TMPRSS11D, whose product is annotated as transmembrane serine protease 11D. Gene Ontology annotation, molecular function: serine-type endopeptidase activity. The record is from RefSeq and is a predicted model, not a curated record. Gene Ontology annotation, biological process: proteolysis. Gene Ontology annotation, cellular component: extracellular region; plasma membrane. Lineage: Eukaryota; Metazoa; Chordata; Mammalia; Primates; Cebidae.
CAUUUGAGUGGGAAUCUCAAAGCAGUUGAGUAGGCAGAACAAAGAACCUCUUCACUAAGGAUUAAAAUGUAUAGGCCAGCACGUGUACCAUCGACUUCAAGGUUUCUGAAUCCGUAUGUGGUAUGUUUCAUUGUUGUCGCAGGGGUAGUGAUCCUUGCAGUGACCAUAGCUCUACUCGUUUACUUUUUAGCUUUUGAUCAAAAAUCUUAUUUUUACAGAAGCAGUUUUGAACUCAUGAAUGUUGAAUAUAAUAGUCAGCUAAAUUCACCAGCUACACAGGAAUACAGGACUUUGAGUGGGAGAAUUGAAUCUCUGAUUACUAAAACAUUCAAAGAAUCAAAUUUAAGAAAUCAGUUCAUCAGAGCUCAUGUUGUCAAACUGAGGCAAGAUGGUAGUGGUGUGAAAGCAGAUGUUGUCAUGAAAUUUCGAUUCACUAGAAAUAACAAUGAAGCAUCACUGAAAAGCAGAAUUCAGUCUGUUUUACGACAAAUACUGAAUAACUCUGGAAACCUGGAAAUAAACCCUUCAACUGAUAUAACAGCAAUUACUGGUGAGGCUACAGCAGAUCUAGUUAUUAGAGAAUGUGGGGCCGGUCCAGACCUAGUAACAUUGUCUGAGCAGAGAAUCUUUGGAGGCACUGAGGCGGAGGAGGGAGGCUGGCCGUGGCAAGUCAGUCUACGGCUCAAUAAUGCCCAUCACUGUGGAGGCAGCCUGAUCAGUAACAUGUGGAUCCUGACAGCAGCUCACUGCUUCAGAAGCAACUCUAAUCCUCGUCAAUGGAUUGCCACCUUUGGUAUUUCCACAAGAUAUCCUAAACUGAAAAUGAGAGUAAGAAGUAUUUCAAUCCAUGGCAAUUAUAAAUCUGCAACUCAUGAAAAUGACAUUGCACUUGUGAGACUUGAGGAAAGAGUCCCCUUUACCAAAGAUAUCCAUAGUGUGUGUCUCCCAGCCACUACCCAGAAUAGUCCACCUGGCUCUACUGCUUAUGUAACAGGAUGGGGAGCUCAAGAAUAUUCCGGCCCCACAGUUACAGAACUAAGGCAAGGACAGGUCAGAAUAAUAAGUAAUGAUGUAUGCAAUGCACCAUAUAGUUAUAAUGGAGCCAUCUUACCUGGAAUGCUGUGUGCUGGAUUCCCUCAAGGUGGAGUGGAUGCAUGCCAGGGUGACUCUGGUGGCCCGCUAGUACAAGAAGACUCACGACGGCUUUGGUUUCUUGUGGGCAUAGUAAGCUGGGGAGAGGAGUGUGGCCUGCCAGAUAAGCCAGGAGUGUAUACUCGAGUGACCGCCUACAUUGACUGGAUCAGGCAACGAACUGGGAUCUAAUGCAACAAGUGCAUCCCUGUUGCAAUGUCUGUAUGCAGGUGUGCCUGUCCUGAAUUCCAAAGCAUUAUUUUUCAGCUGAUAAAGAAACCAGAAAUGUCCUAAUUUAAUAUCUUGUUGCAUAAAUAUGGUUGAACAAAUACUGUUUAAUCUUUAUUAUUAAAGGUUCUAUAUUUUAUCAAGAUAACUACAUGAAUGUUAUAUAGUACAGUAGUUGUGUAACAGAAGAAACACACUAAACUAAUUACAAAGUUAACAAUUUCAUUACAACUGUGGUAAAUGCUAGCAGUGAGAAAAACAGGCAACUUGAGCAUGUAUAGUAAAGGAACUUGCACAGGUCUAAUGGAUCAGAGGGGUCUUCUCUGAGGGUUUCACUAUGUAAGCAAAGUGUGGAAAUAGGCAAAGGAAAAAAGUGAUGGAAUAAUAAGACAAAAAGAACAGUAUUAGGCAAAAGAAAUAAUAUGUAUUUAAAAUUUUUAUUUACUCAAUAUCUUAUAGUUACUAUGAGUCCUAAAAUUGAAAUGUGAAACCGUUGUACUAUAUGUAUAACCUAAUCUUAAUUAUUCCCUGAGAGCAUGCUCCUAUAGGAAAUAGCUGACACUUUUCAGCUGUUUAAGGCAAAAGCGAGAAUAGUUCACUCCUCAACUGAGACCAAAAGAAUUACAAAUAUUUUUCAUCAUGAAAAAUAUCCUUCACCUACAUGAAGGGGAGACUAUAUCUACUUUACAGAGAAGCUAAUCAAUAUACCUAUGCCACCUUCUCAGGUGCUUUACAACUAUGUAGUACUUUCUAACAACAAAAUAAUAAUAAUUUUUUAAAUGAAAGAUUUAAUCAUCAGGAAGAAUUUCCCACUACAAACUUUUCAUCACUGGCAGUUAUAUUUUUGAGAGGAAAAGGGUCUUCAAUCCCUAAGUCUAAGUAAGAAGUUGAACGUUUAAAGAGGGAGAAGAGUUGGUUUGCAAAGGAAAAGGUUAAAUAGCUUAAUUUCAGUAGAAUGAUCUUGAAGACAGAAAAAUCUUUUUCACUCUUCCUCUCUCAUUUUCUCUCUCUCUCUCUCUCUCCCCAUCUCAUACACACACGCCUCCCCCACCAAAGAAUAUAAUGUAAAUUAAAUCCACCAAAAUGUAAUGGCUUGGAAAUUUAUGUAGUCUGAAUCAUGAACAUUCCUGAGUUUUUAUGAGCUCCCAGAGAAGCUAAAGUUUGCCUAUGCAUGAUCACCUAUGCAUCAGGGCUUCCUCCUUCUAGAAGCUAACUCCCUACACCAAGGCAUCAGGACUGCUCCAUACAUUUGCUGAAAACUUCUUGCAUUUUUCCUGAUGUAAAAUUGUGAAAAUGCCUACAUUAAAGCCAUCUACUUUUAAGGAAAGGGAGUUGAAAAUGCAACCAACUCUUGGAGAAAUGUACAAACAAAUCUUUGCUAUACUUUAUUUCAAAUUAAGUCUUUUAAAA